Molecule: messenger RNA, 1320 nt
Organism: Corylus avellana
Lineage: Eukaryota; Viridiplantae; Streptophyta; Magnoliopsida; Fagales; Betulaceae
Product: alpha/beta-Hydrolases superfamily protein
Molecular function (GO): hydrolase activity
Source: RefSeq, a predicted model, not a curated record
UGCAUUGUCUUCGGUAGUGAACCUUUUUUCAAUCCUCUGCUUAUAAAAGUGUCCAACUCCCCUGCCUCUCCCUCCAAUCUCUCUGUCUCUGUCUUGUCUGUCUGUCUCUCUCUCUCACACGGUCACACCCAUACAAAUGGAUCCAGCGAGUAAGAAAGAGGUAGCUGUUGAGGUUUUUCCCUACCUUAGAGAAUACAAAGAUGGAACCGUGGAAAGGACUGCGGGGACCCUAGUUGUCCCCGCAGGCUUCGAUCCUCAAGCCGGCGUUGAAUCUAAAGACAUAGUCAUCAUACCAGAAACCGGCGUCUCCGCCCGGCUCUACCGACGUCGCAAUCUACCGACCGCCAACAAGAGUGAGAAUAAGCUUCCUCUCGUUCUCUACUUUCACGGCGGAGCAUUUUGCAUAUCGUCAGUCGCCGAUCCCCUCUACCACAACAGUCUCAACAUCCUAGUUGCCGAUGCUAACAUCAUCGCCGUCUCGGUGGACUACAGGAGAGCCCCGGAGCAUCCCCUUCCGGCGGCAUACGAGGACGCCUGGGCUGCGCUUCAGUGGGUGGCUUCCCAAGUCGAUGAUCGCCGCCACGAUGGCCACGAGCCAUGGCUCAAGGAUCAAGUUGAUUUUGGGAAGGUGUUCUUGGUAGGAGACAGCGCUGGCGCCAGUAUGGCUCACCACGUGGCGCUACGGGCAACAGGAAAUGUAGUGAAGCUCCUUGGCAUUAUUCUAAUCAAUCCUUACUUCUGGGGAGAAAAGGCAAUCGGAUCGGAGAUUACAGACCCGGUGAGAAAAGCGAUGGUGGACAAUUGGUGGCGCUAUGUCUGCCCAUCUAAGAAAGGUGGCGAUGAUCCGCUCAUCAACCCUUUUGCAGAAGGAUCCCCAAGUCUUUCCAACUUGGCCUGCCAUAAAAUCCUUGUUACCGUUGCUGAGAAAGACAUCUUGAGGGAUCGAGGGAGGCUUUACUACGAAAAGUUGGUGAAUAGCGGAUGGACAGGAAAGGCUGAGAUCGUGGAGACCCAAGGGGAAGAUCAUGUCUUCCAUAUCUUCGACCCAAAUUGUGAGAAAGCCAAGAGCUUGAUUAAACGCUUGUCUUCUUUCAUCAACCAAAGCCAUCUUUAAUUUCAGUUUGGAAAAUGUUGCUGUCAUUGCUGAUUUUAUAUCUGUAGAGAAAAAAGGCACCAUGCACGGAUGCACCUUUGCUGCUGAACCGCUGGUGGGUCUAGAUCUUGCUUGUCAUGUUUUCCAUUUUCAUGUUGUGAUUCGCAAUUGAUCUACUUCCUGUCCACUUGUCAUAAUAAUAUUGUUUAAUCUAUUUCUUCGUUGAA